CGCGUCUACAACCACCGACCGUUCAAGUAACAAAGGGACUGAAGUGAAGCAAGCGGGUGACUGCGAGAAGAAUCAAGCGCAGCAGUCGUGAUCACGUGACAUACCUUUAGCUAUUUCAAUUAAUUAAAUUAUUAAUUUAUUAGUAAUAAUAAAUAAAUUAAGUUUUUUUUAGCACAACUGUUAUUUUUUUGUUUUAGUUAAAUAUUCAUGUUUUUGUAGUUUCUGCGAAGCAGUACUGUAUAGCAUUUUUCCCGCCGAAGGAAGCACGACUGAAUUGACAUGUCCGGCAAGUCCAAGUCUCCCGGCGGCGGGGACUCCUCUGGCUCGGAGGAGUACAUGGUGGAGAAGAUCCUGGACAAGCGGAUGCGCCACGGCCGCGUUGAGUACUUCCUCAAGUGGAAGGGCUAUCCAGACGCCGAGAACACGUGGGAGCCCCAGGAGAACCUGGACUGCCCUGAGCUGAUUGCCGAGUUUGAGGAGAAACGCAAGAAGGAGGGCAAGAAAGAGGACAAGAAGCGGAGCCUCUCCAAAGUGAACGGUGGCGCCGAGGACUCCGCCCCCAAGAAGAAGGCCAAGGCCUCCUCCGAGGAAGACACAACGCCACGGGGCUUUGAUCGGGGCCUGGAGCCCGAGAGGAUCAUUGGAGCGACAGACUCGAGCGGGGAGCUGAUGUUCCUCAUCAAGUGGAAGGACAGCGAUGAGGCGGACCUGGUGCCCUCCCGGGAGGCCAACGUGAAGUGCCCGCAGGUCGUGAUCAAGUUCUACGAGGAGCGCCUGACGUGGCACUCAAGCAGCACUGCCGCAGGGGCCACCUCCGCCGGCGACAGAGAUGACGUCUCGUGAAGCGCACCCCUUGCCCCCUCACCCUGCGCCCUCAGCCUCAUCUCUGUUUGUUUGCCAGAAGAUCGGCCCCUCAAACUCCACCGAGUCUGGUUACACGCGGGGGUCACGCAGUUUGUACAUUGCUCGAAACUCCUCUUCUUCCCAACCUUGUUCUGCGCUUGCUUGCACCUUCCCCCUCUUGCCAAGCUGUCCCGAUGCUCCCGGAACGAGCCGCAGCAUUUGGUGCCCUUUCUUUUAUUUUUUUUUUUUUAUUUUUUUACGUAUGGCUGGAAUGUUUAGUGUUGUCUCAGUUUGACAUUGGCAUACGUCCACAGGGGCUAGCGGUAGAGUAAAUGUCUGUUUAUAUCUCGCAUUGUUUUUUGUUUGUUCUUUUUGCUUUUAAGUUGUGGGGAAGCCAGUUCAAACUUGGUGUGGAAUAAUCGUUCAUUACCUUCUGUUUCGGUAUGCCGUGUUCUUCUUUUCCAAUUGCCCGUGUCUCUUCCUUUGCUCGUGGACUCAAGUGUAAUGUGCUGCUUGUGGAGCGUUGUGUCCGGACGGCCGGUGAGAGCACCUGUGUCUGGGCUGUCCACCUUCACCCCGCCUUCCUUUAGACUCGUGCCCUACAAGAGACAAGUGCCACGCGGCCUAGCCGCCAUCGCAACCUUCCCGUGGCUGUCCUCAUCAUACUUUCAUUUGAAACCAGUGGGAAAAAAUGCACAGGUGAUCAAUAAAGGCAACACAGUGGUGACAAAGCAUA
This is a messenger RNA of Ixodes scapularis (black-legged tick), 1579 nucleotides long. Its product is annotated as chromobox protein homolog 1. NCBI's taxonomy places the organism in Eukaryota, Metazoa, Arthropoda, Arachnida, Ixodida, Ixodidae. Bases 280 to 843 code for a protein of 187 amino acids. Gene Ontology annotation, cellular component: nucleus; pericentric heterochromatin. The record is from RefSeq and is a predicted model, not a curated record. Gene Ontology annotation, molecular function: chromatin binding. Gene Ontology annotation, biological process: chromatin organization; negative regulation of transcription by RNA polymerase II. The transcript has 5 exons.